AUGAAUUUGAAUUAGAGUCGAUAAAACUGGUCUUUUUUCGAGGAUUAAACUACCUUUUCAAAUUUGAAGUUCGUAUAGAUUCAAGAACUUUCGAGGUUGAUUCUACUCGAAGGUUUUGAAUUUUUCUCGAACUUGCUGCUAGAAGAAGCUUCUUUUUUUUCCAUUUUGGUCACAAACCAGUUCACACUUGAACUAGUGCAACCUUAGUUGUUAAGAAGAAGAUUCUCCUCGUGCAGCCUCAAUCAUCGUCUUUACGAAAACCACCGAGACCACAAAAAUGGACUACAACAAACGUGGUUCAACCUUGCUUGCUUUACUGGUCUUGGGCAAUCAUGGCGGUUAUGUAUGUGCAGCGGAGGGCACCAGAAGUCCUAUGCUGCUGCAACGCCGAGCAGCACCAGUGGUACAAGAACCAGCACUUGAAGCUGAACCUGAUGACGCUGACGAUUUCAUCAUCGUAGAUGAUGAGGGAAAUCUUAGGUAGGUUUCACUGUAGUUGAUGUAGAAGAUCUUUCACAAGUGACAUGUACAUUAAGCAGAACCUAGAGCUUCUACACUACAUAAUCACUUGCUGUUGAGUACCUUUCAUCUUUCACCAGAAACUAGCACCCUAUUUCUUCAGACAGAAAAGAGAAAGAACUAGUAGUCUACCUCAGCAGGUCUACAACUACUGCACACGAUGACGAUGUGGUUUAUAGUCCAACGGCGGGAGCGAAGGUGGCAGCAGAGGCAGAGGUGGCACCGAAGGACACUGUAGAGGUGGAGGAUCUGGAGCCCUUACUCGGCGGUGACUGUUAAGAAAUGGCAUAUCACAAGUUUGCUCCGAGAUCCGCAUUUUCCAUAAAGUAAAUUGAUAAGUACUUCUCGUCUUGUACUAAAUAAUUCGUGAUAAUACUCUUACGUAGUUUUAACCUGCUGCUACUGAGAAUAUCCUUUCUAAGAUUGGGAAGCCCUCUGUGAGGCUUUGAUUGUUGCCGACGCUGGCGCGGCGAAUAAGACCACAAAUGAGACCGAUUGGAGCGACCCAUGGGAAUGCCUCUUGGUCAACGGAGCAUGCAAGGACAUCUUCGCAGAAGCUGCAGAUAAUGACCAUGAUGAUGAGCAAAUGGAAUACCCUAAGUCCGUGUCGAAAAACACAACAACUCCUCGAGAGCAAUCGCAAGCGCUACUUUAUGACAUACUCAUGCGUAGUCUAGUAUACAAUAAGUCCUCAUAGUCUGACGAGUCAACUGUAAAGCUCUUGGAGAGAGAAAUAGUUAGAGAAUUAUCCGUACUACUGUCUUCGGAUGCGUUGUAGUAAUAUGCAGGAGCCACAAUUGAUACAAGAUCAAUCUGUGCUUUUUCGAUAUUCUUCUUGCUACCUCCUUUGCGGACGAGAAUGAAACUAGUGAUGUUUCACCAUUUUCUUGUUCAUAUGCUGAAAAGUACGUGCGAGAGUGCAAUCGACAAGCUGCGUGAGGAGGCAGAGCAAUUCCAAUCUGGAGACGACGAUUCGACUUUUUUUAUGGUGAAAAAAUGUUGCAACAUUACCUUAACUCGAUCUAAUCGCUGGCCAGGCACAUCAAUCAGUUAUAAUCAAUCUUACUCGGGUCACAACGGAACCAGGCAGUUACUUGUAAUUGCUACGUGGUCCCAAUGACUGAAUGAAUUGCUCCUGAAGAUAUGUAACUGAGUAUGUCAAAAAGUUUAUCAGGCGGGCCUUCACCUUCUACUUCUAAUUUCACGCGUCGUGGCACCAGAGGACCGGAGGAGAAAAUCCUUGACAUCGUCCUGCAGGAAGCUGGGCAAGCGACUGAAUUAUCUCCGUACAUUUUUGGAUCAUGAUGAUGCUGAAGUACUCGUCCUACCAGAUGGUAAGUAUUAUCAAGUUUUCUAGGUUGCAGUAGGUCUAGAAGAUCUAGAUACAAUUAUAUCUCUACCGAUUCUUGUCAACAAAGUAGAUACCAUCAACACUCAGAUCUUCUUCGCUUUCGACACGUCUCAUCUUGCACAGUGCACUACGCUUGUCUCGUGAGGGGACCACAGCUAGUACUAACCCUAGUACAACUACUAAAAAAAACCCUUCCACCACAACCUCAACCUCUUGCGCUCUUUCUGGACUGCACUACCUCUCCUCCGAGUCGGAUGGUUUUCAGAUUAUUGGACGUGCUGCUAAGGCAGAAGGACAAGGACCUGAUCGUAGAGGACUACUUUUACUUGGAUCUAAGUCUAGGUCUAACACUGAGACUGAGGCUGCAAAAGAUGUGACCACUAGUAGUACAAGUGCACGACUAUUCCUUGAUUCCUUGGCUGCAGUUUUCUUGGCAGAUUUGUGGAAAGUGGGUUUGUUCUUAAGGCUGAACAAGGAAGCAGCGCGAAAAAGCAUUAGCAUGAAAUAGAAUUUUAUUUACUUAUUUCAGUGUUCCUUCCGCUUCAGGAGCAUAACCCUGCUCUUCAGUGGAAGAUCUCAAACUUUGAAAUACAAAUACAGUCUUCUGGAUAUUAUUACAGUCUUUUCGGGAGUGGGAGACUUCUUCCAAUGCCAUCUCUAACCUCAACUCCCAAAGGUCCAGCACAAAUUCCACGUCAGAUUCAUGGUGGUUUCCAACAUGCUGGUAUCUUUGGCCCCCAUCUGCAGCAGAAUAAAGAGGACUUCGACGACGACCUUUCAGAUGAGGAGAUCAAGAAGAUGAUGACCCGUUGGACGCCGUCUGAAGCAGGUCGUGAUCAUUCGACAAAAACAUCAGCGUGUACAUCAACAUUGGCGAAGACCACCACGUCUUUUCACGAUGACAAUCCUUUGGCGAGCAAGAUUUUGGCCAACAAGAUUUUGACCCAACACCUGCUACGCCACGUGAUGAACAACGUUGUAUCUUCGAAGAAAAAUGCUACUCCAUUACGAGGUUGAGGAUAUUCAUAUUUCAUCUGCCUGGGUUUCUUCGUAGAAGAUCAUGUUUGCACACCUACAGUUUAAUGAGGAUGACAUCACAAUCACUGUAACAGUGACACUGUUUUUGGGGCUUAAGCUUUUUAUGAUGAAAAUGUCUUUGAGUUUGAUAUAUUUAUUGGUGGCAUAUCUAGCCUAAACGCUCACUCCGUCACAAGUGAGCCCACUCCUAUCCUAUCCUAUUGGUUGCUAUCGCAUACAUUUACAUCAACAACAUUGCUCUAACUAUAUCUCCGAUCGGUCUUCUAUCGAGUUUGAAGAAAACAUAUUACUCGCCUACAGCUACAACUUCGACAUCCUCAGCCAUUCGAGCUCGACACGAAACUCGCAAGCCCAUCUUGAAGAAAAAAAACGACGUGGUGCCCAUUCUGCUGGCACGUCUGUACAUCCACUAUUUGCACAGAGCAGUCAAAGUUAUGACUGCAUCAACUACAACUAAUGAUCUCAAACAAUCAACAUGGAUAAUUUCUGAUCAUGAAUCAGCAAAAGCAUGGUCUUCAUCAUCAAGAACCACAUCCUGCUUGUCAUCUCAUAGCAGCUUCUAAAGAAGUAUUUUAAUUUCCUUGUCUCUCUAGUCUACUCCUGCAGCUACUAAUAAAAACGAAAAAGCAGGAGCUGAAGCUGGACAAACACCUACAUUUCUUGGUUCCAGAAGUUUCCCUUCCCCAAGGCCAAGUCUGUCCGGUAUGUCCCCCACUGGUAUAGCAGAUCUCUCUACAAUGCCUUCGCAAAGAAUGGCGAAAAGUCUUGCCGAAUUGAGGGCGCAACAGUUUAACUUAUGGAGGAGGAUUUGCACUUAAUACUGAUCGUUUCUCAGGCGAUCUUGGAAAUUAGACAUCCACUACACCAUAAGAUCUUCAACACCAUUAGACGUUCUAAUCACUGCUGCAGCGCGCAAGAUGCUGACCUGUCAAUUGGAAGGGAUCACUUCAUCCCUUCUUCUCGAGGACAAAUACAAAGUAGACGGAGUUGUAGAAGAUAAGGAUAAAGAUAAGCCGUACCUCUUUCUGCACAACAACGAUACGACAACAUCGUCACCUUUUUUUCCUCGUGCCACCUCUCCUUAAGGCUGGAAGUCAAUCAUCAUGUCACGUGGUUGUAGUGGACGAUGAAUGUUGAGUCCUCUGAGUGGAUAUGGAUUACCACCCCUUAAUACGUUUUUUUGAGGACGAGAUUUAGAAUUCAGUUUCAAGGGGCAGAUGAAAUGGAAUCUCCCACUCAACCUCAACCCAACAAGAGCCCUGAUUUUACGAAAAUGAUUGGCUUCUUCUAGUUGUAUUAGGUACUACCUUUAAUUUCAUCCUCGUCAUGAUUCUUUGAUGCCGGAAGUUCCGUGUCCAACAGCUUCCUGCAGCGUUCCAUAUUGCGGGUGUGCUGCGUCUCCCAUCAUGAUCCCCGACUGCGACUGCGAAAACGAUGGCCCAGACGAGUCAGGCACUUGGUUAUCGUCACCAGGCUCGACGUUGUCUCCAGUCUUUAAGGGGGCUUAGUUUUCCUUACAGUAAAUACAAAGGUCUACUCACUUCUAAGACUAACUUAGAUCAUCAUGUCAGAGGACACUAGUAGCACAUUGAGGCUCUACUUUCAACAAAGAGACAUUAUAGGUACGUAAAGGUAACGGCAACUACUACAGUUACAAAGAUAGUUCUUUCUUAACAUUCUACAACCAGAAGCCUGCUAGUCAUUUUCUAUCAGGAUCAAGACGGACAACAGUCGAAAGACCGCUCGCUGACAAUCCAGCAACAAGCUAGAUCAGCGGGUAGACGUCGCCAGGGAAAUUCUAGGCAGGUUGCCGAAGAGAUUCACACCGUCCUCCAAAGCCCCCACUUAUUCCUCAUCUCUCUCUAAUGAUACAAGAACAUCAGAGGACGCUGCAACCCCAGUAGAUCAAGGCCAGGAUCAUCAGGAUGUGGACGUCCUAUUGCGUGGCGUAAGAAGUGAACCAUUGAUGUCACUCGGAAAUGCUCUCUCUUACUAUGGUCCGCACAUGCCGGAACCCCCUCUGCAGUUUUCUCCGCACUUAUGGCGAGUGCUGUCAGAGUCAGCAAUAGAAGACUCACAAUAGAAGUGACGAUCCUAGAAAUUCUACUAGAGCCAAGUCCCUUGUUCCAGUUCUAGCAGUUCCAGUGGUAGUCGAAGCUGGUUUGUUCAUCUCUUCUAUUUUUAGAAGCGUCUCCUGUAUAGCGGAGCCACAGAGCCCUUAAACACCAGUUCUUCUUCCAGCCGAAGGUGGUUCUUUGUUCAUCUCUUCUAAAGUUUUCUCACCAGCAUGGUCAUGCUCAUGGUGUUGGGGACCACCACCACAUGAAGGUGAACAAGAUGACUAGCAUGCCACUUCAACCUGCGCGCAUGCAACCAAAGCCCUUUCAAAACUGGGCUUGGGCUCCUCUAGGACGUGACGAGUUGAAGCCUAGCGAGCUGAAGCCUAGUGAUGAUGGAAUUAUGGCACGACGAAGAGCUAAAUGAGGAGCAGAAGGUGAGUCUUCUACUUACGUAUGAUGUGGCGAAGGUGAACGUCUCAAUGUGACACUGUCUUUCCUUACUUUCACCUUCAUCACAUUGUCCACUUUUCUUGGGCAGUAGCGUCCACUAUUAACAACUAAUAUUGUUUUAUAUCUAAUUAACUCCCCAAGUCAUUAUCGCGAGGUACGCCCCGGGAAGGAGGCAGAGAGAGACCACGAUCGCGCGGGGGAGCGGUGGCGCAAGCGCCACCGGGCUCCCCGGUGGUGUGUCGUUGCUUGGUAGCACUCUCGGGCACCAAGCAACGACACACAAAGAAAAAGAGAAGAGCCGCCGAAAGUGUUCGACGGUGUUCGGCUCGUGCGCGAGUGUAUGUAAGAGUCAGGAAGUAAGAGCAAGAGAGAGAAAAGCAAUCCGUUGAGAAGGUAGAAAAAAACAAGCUGCUGAGACAGUCAAGCGACGAAAAAAACAAGACGAGGAACGAGCGGCAAGGCAAUCGGUGGAGUGUAGCGGAGGGCUCACUGUAGGCUGAGGCCAAUAGGUUAGUGAAGACCAUGAUGGAGCUCUGGAAGCGCCGGCAGGACAGCCGAGAACAAGAAGAGGAGAGAAAGGCGAGAAAGGUGAGACAAACAAGAGCAAGCAGGAGCAAGAGAAAGACAGAGAAAGAGGAAGAGGGGCCAUCUGUUGAGGUGUCAGCACUCUGGUGAGACAGUGGAAAAAAGUGAGAACGAGGAAGAAGACGAGGAGAAGAAAGGGAGGGCGAAGGCGCCGCAAGGGUUGCGACCUUGUGAGGCGUCUGGUCUUGCUGGUUAAAUAUUUAUUGGGCAUCUCGUUCAAAACGGCCCGCAAGACUACCCAAACGCCCCGCGGGUGUGCCGUCACGCGGGGGCGCCCAGUGUCUCACAUUUCUCGGCGGUUCCGUCUUCCCUGGUUCGUUUCGGGUGUGUGUUGCUCAGAAUUUGGCCCGGAGCACUAUCCAAACGCCCGACGGGUUUACCGUGGCGCGGGUGCUUUUAGUUUUUUACUUUUCGCGGCUGUUGCCGGUGUGUUGGUGUUCGGGUCGGGGGUGCCUGGGCGUACCCCGACGAGAAUGGCCAAACAUGGGCGCCACUGUACCCGCGCAGGCUGUUAUUAUAGCCGGGGCGGGUGUCUGUAGUUCCUAGCCUUGAGGAAUUGGGUGCGGAGCAGUACCCAAAGGCCUGGCGGGUUUACCGUCGCGCGGGUGCCUCUGGGUCUUCCACGCCUCUCGGCUGUCGCGUAUUUGCUCGGCUGUUGUCUUCUUUGUAUGUGGUUCAGAACUUGACCCGGAGCACUAUCCAAACGCCCGACGGGUUUACCGUCGCGCGGGUGUCUCUGGCUUCUCUUCUCUUGUUGUUGUUGCAAAAGGUUACCGGAGCACUAUCCAACGCCCGACGGGUUUACCGUCGCGCGGGUGUCUCUGGCUUCUCCACUCUCUUGCAUGCUGUGCCAAACCCUUCAGCACAGUCAAGGACAAACGCCACCGGAAAGAUCUCAGGGAAACCCAUAGACCUAAACGCAUAUGGUUCCGAAGUCAAUGAUCAACAGACAAAGGAAAGGACCCUGGUCGCAUUCAGAUAGCAGAGACAACGAACGCCCAUAGUUGUAACCGUGUCUGCUUCGUUUUGUCAGUUCUGAUUAGUUCAAAGUGCAUAAAGAUCGCCGUAAGGUAUUCGCGUGCUAGGUCUCGGAUGGUGUGGCUUGAUGCAAUUCCGUACAUGUAAGGUCAGCCAGAUCCGGACGAGUACCGACAUAGGGCGACCAUGUAAAGGCAUUGACGAUAAGCAGAAGACUUCCAUACGAAGCACGUGGAACAUCCCCCACCAUAUUACCCCAAUGAAGAAGCUGAGACUUCCCCCCUGCAACCCCGACGAAUAUCCACAGGGAUCAAACCAGCCAGAGACCAUAAGCCUCAGGCUGUGAGUUCAAUUUGCACCAAGCUCCGCGCUUCUUACCGAGAAAGACGCGACGUAACAGCGUGCGUUCUUGUGGUCCAGUACUGUGCUGGCCAUGAUCGGAAUCCUUGAGACUUCACAAAGAUCCACAAAGACCCAAAGGAUAACGAUCAACGAAAUGACCAAGAUCGCCAGGCAAAAGGUUACCGGAGCACCAUCCAAACGCCUGACGGGUUUACCGUCGCGCGGGUGUCUCUGGCUCCUCCUCUCUCGUUGUUGUUGCAAAAGGUUACCGGAGCACUAUCCAACGCCCGACGGGUUUACCGUCGCGCGGGUGUCUCUGGCUUCUCCACUCUCUUGCAUGCUGUGCCAAACCCUUCAGCACAGUCAAGGACAAUCGCCACCGGAAAGAUCUCAGGGAAACCCAUAGACCUCAACGCAUAUGGUUGGUUCCGAAGUCAAUGAUCAACAGACAAAGGAAAGGACUCUGGUCGUAUUCAGAUAGCAGAGACAACGGACGCCCAUAGUUGUAACCAGGUCCGUUUCGUUUUGUCAGUUCUGACUAGUUCAAAGUGCAUAAAGAUCGUCGGAAGGUAUUCGCGUGCUAGGUCUCGGAUGAUGUGACCCGAUGCAUAUCCGUAUAUGUAAGGUCAGUCAGAUCCAGAUGAGUACCGAAAUAGGGCGACCAUCCAACCACGUGAGGGCAUUGAUGAUAAGCAGAAGACUUCCAUACGAAGCACGUGGAACACCCCCCACCAUGUCACCCCAAUGAAAAAGCUGAGACUUCCCCCCUGCUACCCCAAUGAAUAUCCACAGGGAUCAAACCAGCCAGAGACCAUAAGCCUCAGGCUGUGAGUUCAAUUCGCAUCAAGCUCCGCGCUUCUUACCGAGAAACUACACGCGACUUAACAGCGUGCGUUCUUGUGGUCCAGCACUGUGCUGGUCAUGAUCGGAAUCCUUGAGACUUCACAAAGAUCCACAAAGAUCCAAAGAAUAAGGAUCAACGAAGUGACCAAGAAGAUCGCCAGGCAAAAGGCUACCGGAGCACCAUCCAAACGCCCGACGGGUUUACCGUCGCGCGGGUGUCUCUGGCUUCUCUUCUCUUGUUGUUGUUGCAAAAGGUUACCGGAGCACUAUCCGCAUCCAACGCCCGACGGGUUUACCGUCGCGCGGGUGUCUCUGGCUUCUCCUCUCUCUUGUAUGCUGUUCCAAAUUCUUCAGCACAGUCAAGGACAAACGCCACCGGAAAGAUCUCAAGGAAACCGAUAGGCCUAAGCGCAUAGGGUUCCAGAAUCAACGAUCAACAGACAAAGGGCCUUCAGCGUAUUCAGAUAGCAGAGAUAACGAACGUCCAUAGCUGUAGCCUGGUCUGUUCCCGAAGCGGUCCGCUCUGAUCAUUUCCAAACGCAUAAAGUAAGAUCGUCGUAAGGUGUUAUCGUGGUAGGUCUCGCGUGAUUUGAUCUGAUGUAUAUUUAUCACUAAGGUCAAUCAGGACCCUGAUGGGUAACGAUAGAGCACAAUGAUGACCGUAGGAGGCUUAUAGGGAUAGCGUAGGCGUUUUCAUAUGAGCGCGCGAAACUUUCCCCGUCAUGAUAUCCCAAGGAAGAGGCUGAGACUUCUCCCGUGCAACCCCAAUGAAUAUCCACAGGGAUCAAACCCGCCAGAGAUCACCAGCUUCAGGCUGUGAGUUCAAUUGGCAUCAAGCUCAGCGCUUCCCACCGAGAAACUACACGCGGCUUAGAUAGCGGCCGGCGUUCUUGUGGUGUUGGUCAUGAUCUGAAUCCUGGAAAUGUCACAAAGGUCCACAAAGAUCCAAAGGACAAAGACCAACGAAAUGGCCAAGAUCGCCAGGCAAAAGGUUACCGGAGCACCAUCCAAACGCCCGACGGGUUUACCGUCGCGCGGGCGUCUCUGGCUUCUCCUCUCUUGUUGUUGAUGUUGCAAAAGGUUACCGGAGCACCAUCCAACGCCCGACGGGUUUACCGUCGCGCGGGUGUCUCUGGCUUCUCCUCUUUCUUUUGUCGUUUCGCGUCUCUCUCUCAACACAGUAAAGGACAAAGCGCCACCGGAAAGAUCUCAAGGAAACUCACAGACCUAAACGCGUAUGGUUCCAAAAUCAGUGGUCAACAGACAGAGGGCCUGCAACGUUUUCAGAUAGUAGAGAUAACGAACGUUCAUAGCUGUAACCCGGUCCAUAUCGUUUCGCCAGUUCUGAUCAGUUCAAAGAGCAUAAGGGCGAUCGUGUGAGACCAAUGAUGCUAGCCUAGGCGUUCCCAUAUGAAGCACGUGCAGCGUUCCCCCGUAUGAUAUCCCAACGAAGAAGCUGGGGCCUCCUUGCUUUGUAGCCCCUGCUCUUGUAUGCUGUUGCAAAUCCUUCAGCACAGUCAAGGACAAACGCCACCGGAAAGAUCUCAAGGAAACUCAUAGACCUAAAUGCAUAUGGUUCCGGCAAGCGCGUGCGUGUUCUGUUGGUGUGGUGUAAUUAUUGCGACGCGGCCCACUCUCAUGACUUUGCUUACAUUUUCGUCGGCUUGCCUCUCUCGGUGUGCUUCACUUUUGUGAUUGUGAGAGUGUGAGAGAACACCCGCCGGCGCCGUUCGUUCUUGGAUGUCAUCUGCCGUGUGAAAUCAUGCAAAGCGAGAAACAACACACACCAAACAGAAAGGAGAGAGCGGGAAAGCAGCUGGCCUCGUGUAUCUUGUCCACCAUCUGCUGCGCUUUGCUUUUUUUUUGUGCUGUGCUUUGCUUUUUUUUUGUGCUGUGCUUUGCUUUUUUUUCGUGCUGUGCUUUGCUUUUUUUUCGUGCUGUGCUGUGCUUUUUUUUCGUGCUGUGCUGUGCUUUUUUUUCGUGCUGUGCUUUGCUUUUUUUUCGGGCUGUGCUUUGCUUUUUUUUCGUGCGGUGCUUUGCUUUUUUUUCGUGCUGUGCUUUGCUUUUUUUUCGUGCUGUGCUGUAGUUUUUUUUUUGGCCCAAAAUGUUUAGUUUAGAUAUAUAUGCAUGUCUUAAUAAAUAACCUGCCUAUGCCUUGCUUUCGCGCUGCGCCUGUGGCGUCCUCGGCUUUGUGCGCUUCGAUUCCUAGGAGAGUGAGUGGCGAGAGAGCUAGCUGUGGUCUCUCUUGGUCAACUUGCUCAUGAAGGUCGUGAUCAGGGUCUCUUUGGCAACAACUCUUUAUACCUACACUUUCUUACUUAGUAAUUAUCUAGUAGACCUCAAGGACUCGGACUCCUCUAACUCCUUCGGCUGCGCUGACGACUUAGAGGCUGCGCAGGACGAGCUUCAAGAAGAAUCAAAAACGGGAAACAAGAAUGGCACGACGUCGUACUACCAACAAAAUCAUUAAGGCUUGUGUGUAGCAUUAUCGUGUUAGAUCAUGAGGUUGUUUUGUAUGAUUCUGGUAUUUGGUAGCCUGAAUUUGAUCCACCUAAGGGUUCUCUUCUUGUUUUCCCUUAGGAUCAAACUCAGGUUACCAAAUACCAGAACCAUUCAUGUUUUUGUAGUUAGUAAGUUAAAGUUAGUACCUAGUACAAGAAUUAGAAGUAGCUAUAGCUAAGUCUUCAGGUGAACCCUACAACUGUCAGUUCGCUUUCUAAACCAUCGGUAUAUUUGACUUCGAUGCUCUGGACGAGCUCAUGAGCAUGACCAGUACGACGACGACAACGACGACUACCAUGCCCACCUCCGGACAUCCGAUGCUGCGUGUGUGGAAAUCUUUUAAGGGUACUUAGUCUUUAGGUGUAGUUCCUGGUGCGACCUUUCGUUUUGCCUUUGUUUUUAAGGGGGAAAGGCAUGAGCACAACGAACGGGGUAAGCUGCGAACACCAGCACCCUAGUGCCGCUAAUUCUUCCUCUGCUUCUUCUGGUAAUUCGGGAGCCAGUAACUCGCUAGCCCGAGGACGCACAUGGAAACCUGCGACCUCUAGUGCUAAAGUUAGGGCUUACUCAUAUUCAUCUUGAGAAGCAUCUUGCAAGGGUUUUGUAAGGGAAAACGACUGCCAAGAUGCUCUUCUUGAUGAAUAUCGGUAAGGGCUAAUAGUAGCCCUAGUAGAGGCGUGUGGGUAGUGAGAUUAGGAGCAGGAGAUCAUGAGAAGUCCACGCAUUUCUGGAACCCUGUCAACACUAGAAAGUUAAGAACGUGAUAAACUUAAUAAAGAAGAAUUUUCUUCCACAUCUGGAUCUGGUAAGAUUCACCAUCACGAUCAUUAGUACUUGAUACAAGUAUAAUUUGUUUACUAGUGGUCAACAGAGUCUUCUAUGGUCUACUACUAGCACGACUUAUAUCUCAUGAAUGGGUCGUUGUCGUACACUACUGCUACUACUACCACUGCUAUGCCUAGAACGUUCUAAAAAAAGCGCGCAGCUGGAAGGCCGAGGGUGGAGUAAAGGCGUCGAAGUUGUAGGGAGUCGUUGGCCUCUACUUCUGUACCUGUGGAUGCGGAUGCGGAACAAGAAGAUCAUCAGUUGUGUCUAAAAGGUAUUUCUAUUUCAUACAAAAGCAAAUAACAAAUGAAAAUGUCCUCUUCCUCAUUUGAUGGAUUCUGAUAGAAGUAUGAUAAAGUUUGUAGGUCUGUAUUUUACUUUGUAUUGGUGUGGUGCGAGCUACCCUCCAAAGAACGGAGUAAUCAGUCAUGCUGUUCUUUUUUGUCUUCAUCUGAAUAAUUUUUUUUCUGCGAAUAUAGAAGAAAUUAUAGUGAAUUAUUCUCGUACUUCUCAUUUAGAUUCAUCCUGGUCAGUUCAAGGUCGAUUUUUGUAUUUUACUUUGAGGUAUAAUAAAUUGAUAUAGAAAGUGACAAACUACUGUAAAACUAAAAACUAAUACCUUCAGCAGCACUAUCUUCCUUUUUAGCUGGACGAGCACGACCAAUCAAGAGAUUAUAAUGGAAGAAGUGUGAAGAAUUACGCCUCGACAUGACUACGUUCAACGUCAUGUUUCUCAAACAUAUUAUUGAUCGGUCUAACCUGCUCCUUCAUCUUCUACUUGUGAAGUUCUUGUUUGUACAUGUAGAUGCACAUCAUACAUAGUGUCGGUCCAACAAUAUGGAACUGGAAGAUGCAAUUUGGUUUAGGAUCUCGCUGCCACCUCAUGAUAUGGGUCAUCACGGCUUUCAAGGUACAAACAUUUUCAAAAAAAUCGAUGCCUGAUGUGGUACGAGAAUGAUGCACUGUGCCCCAUGUGGUGGCCAGAGAGACUAAACAGCAUGCAUGUUGUUGUGUACUAUGGUUUUACACCAAAAUAUUGGCUAUCAGCUAGUUCCUUUUCGCCAAUGGUUGAGCGCCUCGAUGUGGGUAG
Messenger RNA from Amoebophrya sp. A25, 12583 nucleotides. Lineage: Eukaryota; Dinophyceae; Syndiniales; Amoebophryaceae. The record is from the annotation of a GenBank genome assembly.